AUGAAGUUCAUCACCGCAUUCCUAAUCGUCGUCGCGAUUUCGCAGGUUAACGCGACUUCCGUCGACAACGAUGGCAACUCAACAACAACAGCGCCCCCGGUGCCAGCGCGACCAUUUCGCAUCGUGACGGGUGACAGUGAUGCAGCAACCAGCGAACCCACCGAUACUCCUCAGACAUUCGGCCCCGUGGUGGCGGCUGCUACGACCAACUCAGCGACAAGCUCCUCUGGAUCAGCAAGAGAUCGAUCAACCGCCACCACACCGACCCCGGAAUUGUUUCGUGCGUCGGUGGUCGCUGCUACAACCAACUCAACGACCACAUCCCCAGUUGAGACCCCGGUGUCGACAUCUACUGGAUCCACGACCUCAAAUUCUGGUAUUCGUGUAGCCACGCAAGUCGCUCCAGCAUUAUCGACUGCUAACGUGAACUCGGCAGCUACAGCUUCAGGAUUCUCACUAUCAACUGCAGCUACGCUGUCAACAGGGACGCUUGAUAAGGCAACGUCAACGGGAGCUGCAGAUACUUCCUCUAGCGCUACAAGCAGCAAAGUUGAAGCUCUGCCGUCAUCGCCAACCAACAACGUCACAGGAGGGUCUGUAUUGGCCGAAACUUCGAGUAGUUCGGAGCUCGGCGAUACGGACAUCAACGCCACCAUCAGCAUUGCCGACUCGGAGGAUGAAGCUGGCUCACUCAAUGAUUUCGAGUCCGCUACAGUCCUCACUUCGGCUUCUGGUAGCGCUGCCGGCUCAAGCACAAGAGAAACUGAAGGUAGUACAAGCAACGCCGGGGGCCACGAUGAAAGCGAAGCCAGCGGGUCAGAAGUUAGCUCGGGCAUCGGCGCUAUGGCCGGCGGCGUAUCGAUGCUAUCAAUUGUGAUGGUCAUACUUGCUCUCUAA
Molecule: messenger RNA, 897 nt
Organism: Phytophthora sojae
Lineage: Eukaryota; Oomycota; Peronosporomycetes; Peronosporales; Peronosporaceae
Exons: 1
Coding region: 1-897 (298 amino acids)
Source: RefSeq, a predicted model, not a curated record